Molecule: messenger RNA, 4560 nt
Organism: Dryobates pubescens (Downy woodpecker)
Lineage: Eukaryota; Metazoa; Chordata; Aves; Piciformes; Picidae
Gene: ITCH
Product: itchy E3 ubiquitin protein ligase
Exons: 24
Coding region: 94-2745 (883 amino acids)
Biological process (GO): ubiquitin-dependent protein catabolic process; protein K48-linked ubiquitination; protein K29-linked ubiquitination
Molecular function (GO): ubiquitin protein ligase activity; protein binding
Source: RefSeq, a predicted model, not a curated record
UGCCUCAGGUUGGGCCGGGCCCGGCUGCCAUCUUGGCCGAGGGACGGAGCAGCUGCUGCGCCGCCGAGCCCGAUUCAAGAUCCAGCCCCUGUUAUGGCUGGCAGUGGGUCCAGAUCAGGACCAUCCAGUGGCUUGUCCAUGAAAUCACAGCUUCAGAUCACUGUGAUUUCAGCAAAACUGAAAGAAAAGAACAAAUGGUUUGGCCCUAGCCCUUAUGUGGAGGUCUCAGUGGAUGGGCAAUCAAAGAAGACAGAAAAAUGCAACAACACAAAUAGUCCAAAGUGGAAACAGCAUCUCACAGUAAUUGUCACUCCUGUAAGUAAAUUAAACUUCAGAGUCUGGAGCCAUCAGACAUUAAAAUCUGAUGUCCUUCUGGGAAGUGCUGCUCUGGAUAUUCAGGAAACACUGAAAUCAAACAGCAUGAAACUUGAGCAGGUAGUAGUGACAUUGCAUCUUGUUGGUGACAGAGAGCCAGCAGAAGUGGUGGGAGAUUUAUCUGUCUGUCUAGACGGGAUGCAGGUGGAUCCUGAGCUCCUAACCAAUGGGGAUGCCUCAACUACAAGAAGUCCCACACAGAAUGAUAGCUCCAGAGUACGGAGCGAUACACGGACUAACUCCAACAGCCUGGAAAGCUCUGAAGAUGCUGCUGCCAGUGAAAACAAGACUGUUAAUGGCAGUGAUUCUCCAUUGCUCACCAAUGGGAACUGCAAACCUUCUCGACCUCCCAGGCCUUCCAGACCACCUCCACCCACUCCCCGCAGACCCCCUUCAGUAGCAGCAAGUGUCAAUGGUCCUUCAUCCACGUCCACAGAGAAUGAAGGGGCCAGUGCAGGCUCACUGGCAGGCACAGCUGCAAAUACAUCUCCAGAACAGAGCCCUGAGGGGGCAACAGCUGCAACUACAGCUCCUGCAACAACAGCUCCUGCAACUCCUGCACUCACCACACCUCCAGUAUCAAGACAAGUCCAACCAGUAAAUCCUCCACCUCAGGCACUUACCACAGUCAGUCAAGGUCCUCUUCCACCUGGCUGGGAGCAGAGAGUAGACCAACAUGGCCGAGUCUACUACGUGGAUCACGUGGAGAAAAGGACGACGUGGGACCGGCCGGAGCCUCUUCCUCCAAGCUGGGAGAGAAGAGUUGACAACAUGGGGAGGAUUUACUACGUUGACCACUUCACCAGGACGACGACGUGGCAGAGACCCACCCUGGAGUCUGUCCGCAACUACGAGCAGUGGCAGCUCCAGCGCAGCCAGCUGCAAGGGGCUAUGCAGCAGUUCAAUCAGAGGUUUAUUUAUGGGAACCAGGACUUUUCAUCCACACAGAACAAAGAGUUUGAUCCUCUUGGCCCUCUGCCACAUGGAUGGGAGAAGAGAACUGACAGCAAUGGCAGAGUGUAUUUUGUCAACCACAACACACGAAUCACUCAGUGGGAGGAUCCCAGGAGUCAGGGCCAAUUAAAUGAGAAACCUUUGCCAGAGGGCUGGGAAAUGAGAUUUACUGUGGAUGGCAUUCCUUAUUUUGUGGAUCACAACAGGAGAACCACUACCUACAUCGAUCCCCGCACGGGCAAGUCUGCUCUAGACAACGGGCCCCAGAUAGCUUACGUGCGUGACUUCAAGGCCAAGGUCCAUUAUUUCAGGUUCUGGUGUCAGCAACUGGCAAUGCCACAACACAUAAAGAUCACAGUGAGCAGGAAAACAUUGUUUGAGGACUCAUUUCAACAGAUAAUGAGCUUCAGCCCCCAGGAUCUCCGGAGACGUUUGUGGGUUAUUUUCCCUGGUGAAGAAGGCUUAGAUUAUGGAGGUGUUGCAAGGGAAUGGUUCUUUCUAUUAUCACAUGAAGUUUUGAACCCAAUGUAUUGCCUGUUUGAAUAUGCAGGGAAAGAUAACUACUGCUUACAGAUAAACCCAGCCUCUUACAUUAACCCAGACCAUCUGAAAUACUUCCGAUUUAUUGGGAGAUUCAUUGCCAUGGCAUUGUUCCAUGGGAAAUUCAUUGACACUGGUUUCUCUUUGCCUUUCUAUAAACGGAUCCUAAACAAGCCAGUGGGACUCAAGGAUUUGGAAUCUGUUGACCCAGAGUUUUACAACUCUCUCAUCUGGGUAAAAGAGAAUGACAUUGAAGAAUGUGGCUUGGAAAUGUUUUUCUCUGUUGAUAAAGAAAUCCUGGGUGAAAUCAAAAGCCAUGAUUUGAAGCCAAAUGGUAGCAACAUACUAGUCACAGAAGAAAACAAAGAAGAAUACAUCAGGCUAGUAGCAGAAUGGAGACUUUCCCGAGGUGUUGAGGAGCAGACACAGGCUUUCUUUGAAGGCUUCAAUGAAAUUCUGCCACAACAGUAUUUGCAGUAUUUUGAUGCUAAGGAACUGGAGGUGCUUCUGUGUGGAAUGCAAGAAAUUGACCUGAAUGACUGGCAGAGGCACACCAUCUACAGGCACUACACCAGGACCAGCAGACAGAUUGUGUGGUUCUGGCAGUUUGUCAAAGAAAUAGACAAUGAGAAGAGAAUGAGACUCUUGCAGUUUGUUACUGGAACGUGCAGAUUGCCAGUGGGAGGAUUUGCUGACCUCAUGGGGAGCAAUGGACCCCAAAAAUUCUGUAUUGAAAAAGUUGGAAAGGAAAACUGGUUGCCUAGAAGUCAUACCUGUUUCAAUCGCUUAGACCUUCCACCCUAUAAGAAUUAUGAGCAGCUGAAGGAGAAGCUGCUGUUUGCCAUUGAGGAAACAGAAGGAUUUGGGCAAGAGUAGCUGGAAUUUGCACCUCGGAGAACGUGAGCUCAACGCGACGCACGUUCUUCACUCCUGCUUGUUGCACACUUCAUUGUAAAGUAGACUUGACUUGGAUUUAUUUAACAGUACUAAUGUGUAAGUGAAUGGAUGUAAUCCUGAGGUUGUCUCCAAAUUAACUCUGGAUUCCUACUGAGCACUUUUCAGAAAUCAAAUGAGCAAUCAGAUGUGGCUACAGGUGACUUAUUACGGCCUAUGUAGAGGUUUAAUACAGCUUUGGGCUCUGCUUCGUUGUACCAUUCAUUAAUUAGAAUGUGUCCUUUAAUGACUGACAGGUUUUUAACAAUAGUUUUGUCUUUCCUUUUUAGUAGCAUUUUUUGCUACUGAUGCACUGGGAAGUUCAUUGGUAGCUGCAAUGCUGCAGCAGCAUCCUAAGCCUCUUUGCAGCAGAGUUAGUCCAGCCAGCUUGUAACCAUCCUCUCUAGACUGUGAGCAAAUCCAUUCUGUAAGCUCUUUUUACUAACUCAAGUGUGGCCAGACUGUUGGUUUGUUGUCUUUGUUUUUUUGUUCCCCCACCCAGAGUCUGCUCACAUGCCAGCUGGACUCAAGCUGCUGCUAAGGGGAUGUCAAACUGUGGCACAAAUCCAGGGCAUAGCUUCGCUUUGUUUGCUUUGGGGUUGUGUUCUUCCCUUUUUUAGCCCGAUCCUGCUGAUUUCAGCAAAACAAAGACCCCUGCCCAAAGUUACUGGAACACUGCUGUGUGCCCUCAGAAGAGUGCUGAGCUUUCUUCCCUGUGUCACAUAUGUAACCUUGACAUCAAUACUAACACUGUGGUACUUCACUUGUCCUGCAAAAGCCAAGGCCAGCUGGGAUGGCACUGACUCCAGCGGGGCUCCUGGGUUCCAGGCCGGUGUUCCUCGUCGGCAGUGGCAGUGGACCUUCUGCUCAGUGUUACUAUUCUUACAUGUUGCAGUCACUUGGCUCUGAAGACUUUUCUUGGGCUCUCAGGAAAGAGGUACAAAAACCAACUGGAUUCAGACAAAAUGAUGAGACUCGAUGGCUUUUGUUGCUGAGAGGCGAUUCUGGCUGAGGCUCUGAGGAUUAGAGAGCUCAGACACCCAUUCCAGCUGUUGGUAACAGCUGGAGCAUCAGUAAAGAGUUCUGUAAAGACUGAAACUAAAGUUUUGGGGGGGAAGGUUUCUAAGAUAAUUCAUCCUAAGCUGCUUGUAGCUAAGUAACUUUUGUAGUGAGUUCCUGUUGGAUUAAGACCAUUUUUACUUCAUUUUAGAAUCAGUUCUCUUCUGGUUUACAGUAACAUGUUUUGCAUUUUCCUGCUCCUUUAGACUGAAUGCACUUUCUGGGCAUGGUCAGCUCUUUCCCUUGUCUGAAGGGAGGAAAACAAACUUCAAUGAGAUGAGCUGUUAGCCAUAGUGAGAGAGGUGACACUUGAAGUAGCAUGUAGCACAAUAACUAAAGCAUAACUGCAGCUCAGAGCCUUGGGCCAGGAGCUGUUUGUAAGAGGCUUCUAGUUAAGGGAGCUGAAAAAGGACAGUGAGAAACUGUACAACUGAGCUUCCAGGCUUGAAAAGGAUAUUUCUUACUUGCUGUCCCUUCUGUUUAGACUGUAAGGGGUGGAAAAGACCAGAUUCAGGCCUGAGAAUCACCAAAACAGAGUCUUUAACUGCUUCCAAGAGUUUUUGAGGUCAUACCAAAAGUGGUAGGAGCUCAUUGGAAGGCAGCAUGGUUAGACUUCAGUGUGAUCAGCUCUUUCCACGUGCACACUCUUAAGUUAGGCAUGGAAAGGAGUUGCUGACGGUGUAGAAACCACCCUCUUAC